This is a messenger RNA of Scedosporium apiospermum, 1170 nucleotides long. RefSeq names its product Mannitol-1-phosphate 5-dehydrogenase. Gene Ontology annotation, molecular function: mannitol-1-phosphate 5-dehydrogenase activity. The record is from RefSeq and is a predicted model, not a curated record. The transcript has 2 exons. Bases 1 to 1170 code for a protein of 389 amino acids. Lineage: Eukaryota; Fungi; Ascomycota; Sordariomycetes; Microascales; Microascaceae. Gene Ontology annotation, cellular component: cytosol. Gene Ontology annotation, biological process: mannitol catabolic process.
AUGGGCAAGAAGGCUGUUCACUUCGGCGCUGGCAACAUUGGCCGUGGCUUUGUCGCCUGCUUCCUCCACAACUCGGGCUAUGACGUCGUUUUCGCUGAUGUCGUCCAACCUCUUGUGGACUCCAUCAACGCGAACUCCUCCUACAAGGUCAUUGAGGUCGGCACCGAGGGCACCGAGGAGCUUACUAUUUCCGGCUACCGCGCCAUCAACUCUCGUACCAACGAGGACGAGCUCAUCAAUGAGAUCGCCACUGCCGAUGUUGUGACCUGCUCCGUUGGCCCCACUAUCCUCAAGUUCAUCGCUCCCCCCAUUGCCAAGGGUAUCGACAAGCGAUCGGCUGACCUUCCCCCGCUUGCUGUCAUUGCCUGCGAGAACGCCAUCGGUGCCACCGACACCCUCGCUGGAUUCAUCAAGGACCCCUCCAAUACCCCUGCCGAUCGCCUCGCCGACCAUGACAAGCGUGCCCGCUAUGCCAACUCGGCUAUUGACCGUAUUGUGCCUGCGCAGGACCCCAACUCCGGCCUUGACGUGAAGCUCGAGAAGUUCUACGAGUGGGUUGUCGACAAGACUCCCUUCCAGGAGCAUGGCGUCCCCACCAUUGAGGGAAUCCACUGGGUUGAAAACCUUGAGCCCUAUAUCGAGCGCAAGCUCUACACCGUCAACACUGGCCACGCCACGGCCGCCUACCACGGCUACGCUCUCAAGAAGCGCACUAUUGAUGAGGCCCUUCAGGACGAGUUCAUCCUUGGCCAGGUUCGCAAGGCUCUCGAGGAGACCACCGAUCUCAUCGUCACCAAGCACGGAAUCGCCCUCGAGGCCCAGAAGGCGUACGCCGAGAAGAUCAUUAACCGUAUCAGCAACCCCCACCUUGCCGAUGCCGUCGAGCGUGUUGGUCGUGCUCCUCUGAGGAAGCUCAGCCGCAAGGAGCGCUUCAUCGGCCCCGCCUCUCAGCUUGCCGAGCUUGACAAGGAUGUCUCCGCGCUCGUUGAUGCUGCCGAGCAAGCCUUCCGAUUCCAGAAUGUUCCCGGAGAUGACGAGAGCGCCCAGCUCGCGACGAUCAUCGCCGAGAACUCCGCUGAUGAUAUCGUCAAGAAGGUCACCGGCCUCACAGAAUCUGAUAAGCUGUACCCCAAGAUCCUCGAGGUCGUCAAGAAGGUCAAGGGAGAGUAA